CUGCUGUCCAACAUGUGUGAGAUCCGUUCAUGCUUUGUGAGCUCUUUGUGGACCAUGGCUUCUGCAGUUGGAUGCAACCAAGAAGAUGUCAGUGACCUUCUCUGAAUGGAAGUGGAUGCCGUGGUGUCUCCAGCGGAUGGCGUCUCGGAGGAUAAAACCCUGCUUCUUAUUCUGUCGGUCAUAAUCUUCUUUCUUGACUCCGGAGUUGGAUUCCGGCAGAAAGCUACCACUGAAAUUCGGUCACCUUAAAGGGGGAGGUACUUCUCCAGACCCCUAUCGGGCACCAAGGGAAUCACAGAGGCAUCAAUCUGUGUGGGCUAACAGCUAAGGCUGCGUGCUGUCUUCUGAUCCGGAGUCAUGGCCCAGUUUUCCGGUUCAUCCCCUGUGCAAGUACUGGAGAAUGUGUCAGCUAAACUGGGCUGCAGUCCCACUUCCGACCAAGUGGCCAAGUACCUGGACGACCACGAUGACCUGCGACAUCUCAGAGACCAGUUUCUGGUGCCCAAAGUGGCGGAUCUCCGUCCAUCGGAUAGCUGUGCUGCUGCUGAUGGUGCUGAAGAGUGUGUUUACUUUGCGGGAAACUCUCUGGGACUGCUCCCCAAAAUGACCAAGAAGUAUCUGGACGAGGAGCUGGAGAAAUGGGCUAAAACGGGCGUUCACGGUCACCUUCAAGGUUCUCGGCCGUGGGCCUGGGCUGAAAACAACAUUGAGGAAAUGAUGGCCAAGGUCGUCGGGGCCAAAACUGAAGAAGUGGCGCUGAUGAACGGCUUGACAGUGAACUUACACCUGCUACUACUCUCCUUUUACAAACCCACGGCUGCGCGGCACAAAAUUCUGCUGGAGGACAAAGCCUUCCCCUCUGACCACUAUGCUGUGGAGUCUCAGAUCCAGUUGAAAGGAUUUGACCCCAAGCAGAGCAUGUUGCUGCUGUCACCCAGACAGGGGGAGGAGACUUUAAGGACAGAGGAUAUCCUGGAGCUGAUUGACAAGGAAGGGGACUCCAUUGCUGUGGUGAUGUUCAGUGGAGUACAGUAUUAUACUGGCCAGCUCUUUGACUUGGCUGCCAUCACUGAGGCUGGCCAAAGGAAGGGCUGUUAUGUGGGGUUUGACUGCGCUCAUGCGGUUGGCAACGCUGUGCUAAAACUACAUGACUGGGGGGUCGACUUUGCCUGCUGGUGCUCUUACAAGUAUGUGAACUCUGGAGCCGGUGGACUUGCGGGAGCGUUCAUCCAUGAGAAGCACACACACACCAUCAAACCGGCUCUCUUAGGUUGGUGGGGGCAUGACUUGAAAACUCGUUUCAAGAUGAAUAAUGUGAUGGAGCUCCAGCCGGGGAUUAGUGGUUUUAGGCUGUCAAACCAACCCAUUUUACUUGUCUGCCCACUGCAAGCUAGUUUAGAGAUAUUCAACAUGACUAGUAUGGAGGCCUUGCGGAGGAAGUCUGUUCUCCUGACGGGCUACUUGGAGUAUCUAAUCCAACACUACUACAGCCAGGACCCUGACCAGCCCCACAAACCCUAUGUCAGGAUCAUCACCCCCUCUGACUCCCAGCAGAGAGGCUGUCAGCUGUCCCUGUCCUUCUCCCUCCCUAUACAAGACAUCUUCCAAGAACUGGAACGGCAAGGGGUCGUGUGUGACAUGAGGGAGCCGAAUGUGCUGCGUGUCGCUCCGGUGCCGUUGUACAACUCCUUCAGAGACGUCCACUGCUUCGUACACAUCCUGGGGUCAGCACUCACUGCCAGGAAGUGACAUCAAUAGGAAUGAGGAAGGUGCUACAUCUUGAAAAUGUUUAUUGCUAUGCUCUGCGAAGUAAUAAAAGGCUGCAAAAUAACUUUGACACUCUGUUUGGUAUUUUUGGUCAAAAGAAAUACCCAAUGGAGAUAUAAAUGCAUUACAUAUGUUGGACACAGCAAUGAAAUGUGUGAAGGAAACUGUGCACAUGGUUGUUUCUGGAGAAUUUAGGGAGUGGAGUGUGAGGUCUGUUUUUUUCUACAAAGUUCCUAAAUUUUGAAAAUGCAAAGUGGUCAUAGUGAUUGCUUGUUUUUAA
Lampris incognitus (smalleye Pacific opah) is the source of this 2047-nucleotide messenger RNA. It is a transcript of the gene kynu, whose product is annotated as kynureninase. The transcript has 16 exons. NCBI's taxonomy places the organism in Eukaryota, Metazoa, Chordata, Actinopteri, Lampriformes, Lampridae. The record is from RefSeq and is a predicted model, not a curated record. The coding region runs from base 358 to 1749 and encodes 463 amino acids. Gene Ontology annotation, cellular component: cytoplasm. Gene Ontology annotation, molecular function: kynureninase activity; pyridoxal phosphate binding. Gene Ontology annotation, biological process: NAD+ biosynthetic process.